UGAUAUAAUUUGAAUAUCCUAACUAAUAUAAUGUGUGUUGUAGAUGGCAGUCCCGUUCAGAAUCCCCCAAAAGAAGCAGCCGUCAGGUUCAUGCAGUCUUGACAUGUUGUCUCCUCUGUCUCGACUGCAGGACAGUAACUCAUACAAGAGGCAGUGGGGUUCAGUCACUCUUAAUGGAAGAACGCCUCAUAAAAGCAGUUCUAAUAGAACUAUGCUGUUAAAAGACGGUCAGAGGAGUGAAUCAGAUGCUUUGACAGUUUGGAAACUGUCACUAGAUGGAGCUGUUUGUUCACUUUCGCUGACCGAGGGGAUCUUUCACCAGACUCACACACACACACCUGCUCAGAUAACAUUCCCAAAGGAGCUGCACGUGGAGUAUUCAGUUUUAAAAUGAACAAACAACCGAUCAAAACCUGCCCUGUUCAUGUGAACAGGACACCCAAUAAGUUGUCCGAGACACCCGGUUUCAGAGCCCAAUGUCAAACUGCCACCGCAGGGAGAGACUUCACAGGAAAUAACAGGCCUGGAUCCGGGGGAACUGGAGACGUGUGGGCUUUUCCAUGAGGAAGAAGAAACAGAAGGGACACAAGGCCAUUCUCAGGUGAAAGAGACACAGAGGUCGUCCACUUUGGAGGACAUGGCACACGAUGCGCAGACAGACAGCAAAUUACAGUCCACAGGUUCUGUUUGUGACGUCUCUAAGAUCGCAGCAAGCAAAAAACAAAAAUAGAACUGUGUUGAAUAAAAAAUCUGUUUCCAAACCUUCCAAUCAUGAACCCAGCCUCCGUUCAGGCCGCUCUCUUCAGGAAGCUCCAGCUAGACAUAUGAGGGCCUCUGGAGAAAGAGCUGCCAUCUCUGUGCCUGUUAGAAAAGACCUGCUGACUUCACCUCCAGAGGCCAAGAGCAAAGACCCUUUUGGGUCUUUUUACAACAACAGGUUGAGGAGGAUGCCCCAGGUUUUCUGUAAGACUUACAAGAAAUCCAAGCCCAGCUCCACAGAAGCGAUCGUGCUGUCCAGCGAUGAUGAAGGAGCCGAAGAGAUGAAUGACGUGUCUGGAAGUUUGCAAGAGCAGUGGAUCUCUGAGGGGAUCAGGGACGCUCAGAGCCCAAACACAAACGCAGGAGGUGAAAGAUCAAAGACAAAAGUAGAAGUGCCUACCAUCAUAGAACUGGACUUCAGCAGACUUCAUUACGACCCAGUCGAGGCACAGGCAAACGGGACCAUUGUGAUCACAGAUGUAGGCAUCUCUAUACCACUGAAAGGACAGGCCUGUCCUUUCAUCCUGCUGGUGUUGAGUGGCCGGUUGGACGAUCUUCAGGCAGCUCUGUUGACGUCUCUCAUGGACGUUAUUGGCCUGCGAUAUGGUCAGGGCGAUUUGAGUAACUCCCUGUCCUGGCCGGACGGGCUGAACCGGCUUCAUUGCCACCCACGGGGCGAACAUCUCCUGUCCCUGCUGGGACAAAACAUGAAGGACACUGGACAGGACACAGCAAAGCAGGAGAACACGAGUGGGACCAGCAGCUGGCUAAGAGAGCCAACAGUUAGAAGACCCCUCCGGAGCCACAGCCGGCAACAGAGCUCACCACGCAGGCUGAUCCAGUACCCGCCUCCCCCGUCCAAGGGCGGCAUUACCGUGACAACCGAGGACCUGGAGUGCCUCAAGGAUGGCGGGUUUCUCAACGACGUCAUCAUCGACUUCUACGUCAAGUACCUUCUGUUGGAAAGAGUUGUCAAAGAUGUGGCCGAAAGAUCUCACAUCUUCAGAAGCUUCUUCUACAAGCAACUUACUCGAAAAUAUACUAGCUGUCCAGAAGAGACUAGCCGCAUAGCCCCAUACAGACGACAUCAGAGAGUGAGAACAUGGACACGUCACGUGGACAUCUUUAGCAAGGACUACCUUUUUAUACCUGUAAAUCAGGAGGCUCACUGGUACCUCGUGGUGAUCUGUUUUCCUAGUCUGGAACGGCCUGAGUGUGUGCCAUGGAGAAACAAAGGCCUUGUGUCCCAGGAUGGGAGUCAGACAGCCAAAGCGAGCUCUGCAGGAGACUGUCAAAGAGGAAAUGGAUUGAAGCCCAGUGAGCCGAGAUCCCACAACCCGCCGGAUUGCACAGUACACAGCUGCACAAGAAAGACCGUCGUCAGGAGGCCUUGUAUUCUGGUCACGGACUCUCUAAAGCUGUCGUACCACCAGCGGAUCUACACACUGUUACGCGAGUAUCUGCAGCUGGAAUGGGAGGUUCGGAAAGGAACCGCUCAAGCUUUUACCAGGGAUUUGAUUCCGGGAGUGGAGCAGCUUCCCGCUGCAGGCAGCAGUGACCUACAUACUGGGGCUUUGCAGUGGGAUUUUCAGUUCUGGGACAAAUACCUGCGAUUGGAGCACGUUGGUUUCCACGGAAUCACGGUGGCGCAGGAAGAGGGAGGAGCUCCCGCGGGUGCUGGUGCAUUGGCAGGAUCAGGUACCAGAGACAGCAUACAGGAGCUGGGGGAGGGAGGAGCUACAGGAGCUGGUGCUGCACAGAGCGCCGAAUAA
Cyprinus carpio (common carp) is the source of this 2531-nucleotide messenger RNA. RefSeq names its product sentrin-specific protease 7-like. Gene Ontology annotation, biological process: protein desumoylation. Gene Ontology annotation, molecular function: SUMO-specific endopeptidase activity. Gene Ontology annotation, cellular component: nucleus; cytoplasm. The record is from RefSeq and is a predicted model, not a curated record. The transcript is spliced from 20 exons. Lineage: Eukaryota; Metazoa; Chordata; Actinopteri; Cypriniformes; Cyprinidae. The coding region runs from base 648 to 2531 and encodes 627 amino acids.